CUCAUCCACAGUGAACUUAAACCUUACAGCUGUGACUUGUGUGGAAAGUCUUUUACCGAGGCUGGAGGCUUAAAAAGACACCAACUCAUCCACAGUGGAUUUAAACCUUACAACUGUGACUUGUGUGGAAAGUCUUUUACCCGGGCUGGACACUUAAAAAGACACCAACUCAUCCACAAUGGACUUAAACCUUACAGCUGUGACUUGUGUGGAAAGUCUUUUACCGAGGCUGGAGGCUUAAAAAGACACCAACUCAUCCACAGUGGAUUUAAACCUUACAACUGUGACUUGUGUGGAAAGUCUUUUACCCGGGCUGGAGACUUAAAAAGACACCAACUCAUCCACAAUGGACUUAAACCUUACAACUGUGACUUGUGUGGAAAGUCUUUUACCGAGUCUGGGCACUUAAAGAAACACCAACUCAUCCACAGUGGGAUUAAAUCGUACAGCUGUGACUUGUGUGGAAAGUCUUUUACCGAGGCUGGAGGCUUAAAGAAACACCAACUCAUCCACAGUGGAUUCAAACCUUACAGCUGUGACUUGUGUGGAAAGUCUUUUACCGAGUCUGGGCUCUUAAAAAGACACCAACUCAUCCACAGUGGAUUUAAACCUUACAACUGUGACUUGUGUGGAAAGCCUUUUACCUGGGCUGGACACUUAAAAAGACACCAACUCAUCCACAGUGGAUUCAAGUCUUACAGCUGUGACUUGUGUGGAAAGUCUUUUACCCGGGCUGGACACUUAAAAAGACACCAGCUCAUCCACAGUGGACUUAAACCUUACAACUGUGACUUGUGUGGAAAGUCUUUUACCGAGGCUGGAGGCUUAAAGAAACACCAACUCAUCCACAGUGGAAUUAAAUCGUACAGCUGUGACUUGUGUGGAAAGUCUUUUACCGAGGCUGGAGGCUUAAAGAAACACCAAGUCAUCCACAGUGGAUUCAAACCUUACAGCUGUGACUUGUGUGGAAAGUCUUUUACCCGGGCUGGAGACUUAACAAGACACCAACUCAUCCACAGUGGAUUCAAACCUUACAGCUGUGACUUGUGUGGAAAGUCUUUUACCCAGGCUGGAGACUUAAAAAGACACCAACUCAUCCACAGUGGAUUCAAACCUUACAGCUGUGAAUUGUGUGGAAAGUCUUUUACCGAGUCUGGAGGCUUAAAGAAACACCAACUCAUCCACAGUGGACUUAAACCAUACAGCUGUGACUUGUGUGGAAAGUCUUUUACCGAGUCUGGAGGCUUAAAGAAACACCAACUCAUCCACAGUGGACUUAAACCUUACAACUGUGACUUGUGUGGAAAGUCUUUUACCGAGUCUGGAGGCUUAAAGAAACACCAACUCAUCCACAGUGGACUUAAACCUUACAACUGUGACUUGUGUGGAAAGUCUUUUACCGAGUCUGGGCGUUUAAAGAAACACCAACUCAUCCACAGUGGAAUUAAAUCGUACAGCUGUGACUUGUGU
Messenger RNA from Oreochromis niloticus (Nile tilapia), 1470 nucleotides. RefSeq names its product zinc finger protein 99-like. The annotation marks the transcript as partial. Gene Ontology annotation, molecular function: RNA polymerase II transcription regulatory region sequence-specific DNA binding; DNA-binding transcription factor activity, RNA polymerase II-specific. The record is from RefSeq and is a predicted model, not a curated record. The transcript has a single exon. Lineage: Eukaryota; Metazoa; Chordata; Actinopteri; Cichliformes; Cichlidae. Gene Ontology annotation, biological process: regulation of transcription by RNA polymerase II; embryo development. Gene Ontology annotation, cellular component: nucleus.